AUGGUACGUCCGGUGUUGGAGCCGUCAGAUGUUGUAAAAGUCGAAUUUGAUGUGCAGCUCCUGGCUCUCAACGCAGUGGUAAGCGAAAUCUUGCACGAUAUCUUCAGAUAAUGCAUUCCUCAUCAACUGCAAUGAACUUGUAUCGCAGAACCCAUUGAGGCUAACAUAAGAAUGUGAAGACUUGAAUAGAGACACUAUUUUCUUGUGGUUCCCCAGUAGAGCUGUAACACAGAGAAACCCACGUCAAGUCGCGCAUCCUGCCACGGGGUGUGUUAUAUGCUCGUCAGCCCCACACCAAGCGGGAUUACUCACAUUUAUUAGUUUAAGAUAAUUAUAUGGGUCUUUUUAUUAUUUUCUUUUAAUUUGUGUUACUGAAUAGCACAUCAGAGUUAAAAAAAUAAAACAUUGACUCUUGGAAAGAUUAGUUUGAAUAUAUCUCCAUACUGUAAAUACUGCUACCUCGUCAUGGCUGGGAAUUAUAGAGAUACGCGAUCAACAAUAUAACUGUUCCCAGAAAUAUACCUUUUUGGUUGGCUGAUAAUUUUUGAACCUCAACUUUUAACAUGAAUGUAACUUAGUAUCUGCAUCAAUUGCGCCUCCACUCUCAAUCACUCUUUGAAGGUAAAAUAUUCUCACCUGAUACCAAAUAUGUUCAUGUCACACAGGACAAUAAAGAACAAACUAUCACAACAGAAACGGUGAUCACGCAGGUACGCUAUGAUUCAAUUUUAGACAGUGUAACCUAACCAAGGGCUAAUUGGAUAUUUUAACCUUUUAUUGUAUUGCUAGUGUGUACAUGAACCGCGAGUGGCAGUUUUGAAGUUAUUAAAUCAAAUUCUUGUUAUGAAUCGUAGAAAAAGAGGUAGGGAGGGUAUGAAACCUCGGCUAUCUCCUUACAAAACCUCUCUUAGUUCGAAAAUGCGCAAAUUUUAAAAAACAGCAAUUUUCUGAUUUGUAUUCAUGUGUUUUAUCGAUAAGGACUGAGAGUGUGUAAGUAGGAUACAUUUCAUAUUUAUUAGCGUAAAACAAAACAUUGUGUCUUCACUUAGCUUUUGAACUUUUCGAUUGUUAACGGGCAAACCCAGAAAUUUGCCUUAAUCUGUAGAAUGUCUUUGUAUGAGAAAAGUAAAUGUUUAGUCCAUAAUGGUCCUAACGUGUUAAGUAGUUUUGUUUGGAUGAUUAUCGUUCUCUGUAGACUUGAUUAGGUUUACUUCAACCUACAUUUCACGCUGUGCACUUGACAUUUACUAACGCUCGGAGAUUGUCACUAACUUUUUUUUAUUUAUGAAACCUUCGUCACAUGCUGCUUUCGCGUCAAUGGAUUACCCUUAAAAGAAUGUCUGAUUGGUAGUCUUUAGUCGAAGAGCAUAUUUCACGUUCACGCAAUGUUUUUCCCAUAACUAUAUGUCCUAACAUCAUUUCUACCGUCACACUCGAAAGUAGAAUUCGCAUUUAAGUGCAGCCGUACUACUAUUUGCUAUGGCAACUUUUCAUUUAGGGUUGCCAGCGCAUCUUCUUCAGUCUAUUUUUCUUAUAAUUCUAAAAUCCUCAGAGAAGGAGACUUGUUAGAGUGAAAUUAAGAGCGAAUUUUUUAUUCUAAAAAAAUACUAAUACGUCAAGAGUAAAAUCUUGAGUUGUUUGAGUGUGGUUAAGAAUCAUCUUAGAUUAGGGAGAGAACUUUGAACAAUAGUUAAGCAGACCUGAAAAUUGACGGAGAAGGUAACGAAAACUCAACUUGAGAAAAAAAGACAGCAAAAGAGGAGAAAAUUGAUUCAAACUAAAAAUGAAAAUUGUGCGAGGAUUACGCUAAAAUCUGCGUCACUUACGUGAAAAAGUCGAAGGGACAUGCUGAAGAAAAAUUCCAGCAAACGCACUUAGACUGCGCAAGCCGCAGGAACAAGUGUGACAUAAUACACACCGGCUUUGCCAUUAGUAUAAGCGAAAGACCAGGCGAGUUUUUCGAACGAAAAUACCCUUAAAAUGCGCUUGGAUUCCAUUUACAACGCCGCCGUUCAGAAUCUUUUCGAGGAAAAAUCUGUUAAUUGAUUUAUUCUAGCUGUCUCUAUCGUUAGUAAGAUUAUCGAAAAAAAAAAUUAAGCAAAUUUUAACCCUGGCUUGGUAGCUUGUUACAAACAGAUUAGAGUGACGCGGUUGCAAAGAAUUUAAGUUUCAAAGUUGCAAGCAAGAUACAGAGUAAAAGAUGACAAAAUUAGUAAUUGAAGCCAUAGUGCAGCUGUCUAAAGUGAUGGUUCUCAGUUAUCAUUUCUCAGUUAGUAAUACGGUUGCAAAGAUCAGAAUUUAAGUCACGAAGUUGUAAGUAAGAUACAAAGUAAAAGUUGACAAAAUUAGUAAUUGAAGCCAUAGUGCAAAGAUACAAAGUAAAAGUGACAAAAUUAGUCAUUGAAGCCACAGUGUAGCUGUCUAACGUGAUGGUUUUUCAGUUAGAAGAUUGUAAUUAGCGGGAGACAGAGUAAAACUAAAAAAGGUGAUAACCGAACACGAGCUACUAACACGAAGUAUUACUAUAUAUUGUAUUCCUUGGCCCACAGCAAUGGAAUAAUCCUUACCUACGUUGGGCUCCCGAGAAUUAUGGAAACUUGAAACAAAUACUUGUGGAUCCAAGAGAAGUUUGGGUGCCUGAUGUAGUACUAGAAAACAAGUAAGUUGAAUUCUGCGGCAUUUCAAGUCAUUACACUUCGGAAGUUUUAAGUAACAAACUAUCCUUAUAAAACAAGGGAUUAUGAUUUAUUGCGAAAAAAAGGAUCAGAAAAGAUCCAAAUGCCCGAGUGGUUAUGCCAAGUAACACGAACCUUAAUACGCCAAUUAUUUUUCAGUUUUGAUGACAUACAGAUAUUUAAAAUUCUCUACAAAGUUAUAGACUAGAGGGUUGUUUUUCAUCGAAUUGCGACUUGAAAAAAUGGAAUAUAACAUGCUCAGACAAGUUAAAAAAGGGGAGGGAAAAAGUGUCUUUUAUUUACCACUUAUGCAAUUAUGAAUUUUUUCUACAAAAUGAGCGCCCAAGUUUUCUAUUGUAGCAUUUUACAUUUCAUUAAGACUAAACAGACACGCAUACAGUGAUGAAGUAGUAAAAGCGUUCCUCUCCGGCUCCGGUUAGACGCCAGCUCAGAAGCUUUUAAACAAAAUUUUUAGUCCGUGUGCCCAUUAUGUAGUCUUAGUUCCUCAGGUCAAAAGGUUACGAACAAUUUAUGCAUAUCCAUUUUUUCCCACCUCAAGUGCAGAUAAUGGGGUUGUUCAGGCGGGGCACGUGGAAAAAUUCCGAAGUUGGGUGCGUGUGAACAGCGGUGGACAUAACACGUGGCUAUCCCCAGCAACGUUCAAGAGCAAGUGUGGGCUUAGUUUCAAGAACUUUCCCUUUGACACACAGAAGUGCAGCCUAGUUUUUCGUUCUGUAACAUCUGACCGUACCUUUUUAAAUAUCGAUACCACGCACAUCAAAAACGAUAAUCCUGAGGAAGGUAAGGUUACAUGGCAAUAUUUAUGUGAAAAUUUGAAGAAAUAGGAUUCCAAGUUAACUCAAAUCAACUCUUGCCGUUGCAAAACAUCAUGGAAAGUAGUUGUGUAUUAUUCUUAGUUUUCUGAUAUUUUUAUUAUUUAGAGCUUAACCUCACCACAUCUAAUGGUUAUUGGUCUCUGAGAAGCAUUGAGAUCAAGACCGAGGAUAAGAAGCAAUCACCGAUAUUCAGCAAAGUUGAAGUAUCAUUUCGUAUUGGACGUAAACCCAUGUUCUUUAUCCUUUUCACCAUCGUUCCUUGUAUGAUCAUUGGGCUGCUGAUUCUCGUGAGUUUCUAUAUUCCCAAUGAGGUUGGUGGAAGGAUCGGACUGUGCUCAACGAUUCUGUUGUCAGUCAGCGUGUACCUACUCGUCAUCGUAAACCAGCUUCCGGAACAGUCCGACGAGUUGCCCAUUAUUGGUGUUUACUACAUUGCGACCAUGUUUGAGAUCGGUCUGGCGCUGACUGCCACAGUUGUAGUCAUGAUGGCUUACCACGCCACUUCCGAGCCACCCCGCAUCUUGACUUGGAUAACAGGUAAGGUUAAUAACUGAUAAUCAGUCCAUAUGAGUAAAUUAGAAAGUUGUUAACACCAAGUCUAUAAGCGACAAUAGCAAUUUUAAUGGUAAUUCAUGACAUGGUGAAGUAAUCAGGAUCAUGUGCGAUUUCGACGAUGAUUUCGGCGAGAAAAGAUAUAAUAAUAAUACCUACCGAGGACACAAAUACUGAGACGUCCUCGGAGCAUUCACGAUAAUAAAAAUAAUAAUAAUAAUGAUAAUAAUAAAAAACACAGACAGUUAUUUUGAAAACAGUGACAGACUUAGUACUAAAAAAACUUUUGCAAUUGAAUGGAAGGCAAUUGAUCUCGGUCACGGCCUUUGUUUACAGCUGAGUUUAACGAUGAACGUUUUAUCAACCACCACGACAUGAAUGCCCAGAGGUUUUCAGUGAAGAGCAUAUUUGGAAAUAUUGAUCGCCGGUUCAACAAAAAGCAAAAAUAUUCAUUGUUUUUCAAAUUUCAGUGUUUAACAGGAUUGGUUCCUGCGGAAGAAACAAAAGAAGACUACGUAUCAAUGACGCUAAUUUGAAUUCAUCUCCUGAAGUUGGGGAAGUAAAUACCACUGGCAUUGCAAUGGAGGAAAUUGUUGAUGUGGAGCUUGGAGAGGUGGAUGGGCAGACUUCAGCUGACACCCUCGGGGAGAAAACGCCACCCACCUCGGUUUCUAAAGAAGAAGUCAACCAAGAAACUUGGAAGGAAAUCGCUCGUGCGCUCGACCGUGUUUUCUACUGGUUGUUUUUGGCGCUGGUUGUGUCUUCUUCUAUUACAAUUUACGCACACGCAGGAAAGCUUUAAUCGCUCGGUCAAUGUAAUUUCAAUUGACCUCUUUGGAAACUGCUGGGCGAAGUCCGCUCUGGUGUUCAAUAAAUUAAUCAAAUAAUGUCUGUCCAAUUGUAAGCAGUUUUUUUAAAGACUAACUGUUUUAUAGAUGUAGAAUUGAACUUGUGAAACCAGUCCCAUUCUCAGGUGGUGGCAAUCCGGCGAACAGCAGUGCGAACAGAACGAGCUGAUUGAGUGAAUUUAACCAAUAGAAUCAAAAUGCUAUUUCCAAGCUGACAAAUAGUACUGAGUACAGCCACGUAUGCUGGUAACACGAUAAACUGUUGAAAUUUUGGCCUUUUUUACGGCUGAUAACGGUUAACUUACUUCUUUUGUAAUUAAAUGGCAAAUUUUAAUGGUUAACUUUUUUUACGACCAACCGUUUAAAUUUGUCAAUUUUUACUCCUAACGGCUAAAUUUUUUGACCGUUUGACGGCUAAAGUUAAAAAAUGAAAGAAAAUUUGUAAAAUCCCUAACGAACGGGUCGAGCCGAGAAUGAAUUGUUCACUGAGAGAACUGAUAUUCGCCAUCAGGUAGUUUUUAGAAGUAAUUGUUUUAAAUCUAUGUACUCCAAAUUUUGUUCCUCUAGGGAAAUUAAAUUCCUAAUGAACUCUCAUUGUAAACUUCUCGGUCGGUGCCGUUGGCAUAAUAAAGCACGCUUUGUUUAUCCACGCUGACAAUUACUCAAAAUGCAGUUACUCAAAUUAUUCAAGAUCAUUUUAGUGUUUGUCCCUUUCAUGUAGUCGGACGUUCAUUGAUAACAAAACCCUCAGAAAGUACCUGAAAUAAUGCACUUCAGUUUCCUGGUACCUUUUCUUCUGAUUUUCCUUUACCAGGCAGGUAAGCGAUUAUGAGCAAAUUUUAAAUGCUUUGUAAUGACUACUAAGUGUAACUCAGUCAGAAGCCUUCGUUAGCCAUAGAAUUGCGCUUAACAGUAAGCUGCUUGUUGGUGGCAUGAGUAAAGUUGAUGGCAAAGAAAUUCCGGUGGCUAAUGGAAAUAAAGCAAUGAAAACGGUAAAUUUUGAGUAACAUCAUGAGAUGUAUUAGCCAUUUGUCAAAGGCUUGGAACGAAGAAAUCUGAAGAGGAAUGUUUCUUUUCUCUUAAACUCGUGGCAAAUUUCUUUUUACAACAACUGCGCUAAAAACUUCAUCUUCUUUCUCAUUAACCUAUCUCAUCACAUGGUGGUUUUCUGGCUGGCGAGCAACGUGAGCGUGCGAAAGGUCUGCGUGGGUUCUGGCACGACACGGACCUCAGUCUCGCCGGCUUGAAUUCUCCUUCGUUCAACCGAAGUAGGGAAUGCGUGGGAAACUAACUUGGCUGGGUGCGCACCAGUUUUCUACGGUUCCUUUAGAAACUUACUAAUUUUAUACUUUAUGGAGUUAGAUUGUUUGACUUCUUAGCCGUGUACCGCAUAAAGGUAACGUACAGCAAAAGAGAGUAAGUCAAAGUGUUGAUUACAGAUCAGAUCUUACUCAGGUCAUUCUUUAAAUGACAUUGUUUGAUAAGAUUUCCGCAUCGUUCUGUUCGAUAUGUCUCCGAUUGCCUGGCAUUUGAUGACUGAAUGCACGACUGAGUUCGAUUAACGAGCCUAAUAGUUAUUGAGGUUGCCAAACAUUUCCUGCACUUAAAUUACGGUGAGUCAAUUAUUUCCAUGAAACUAUAACAAAAUGCAAAUCUACUCGUAGGCAACUAGACCUGAAGAAUAAAACUUAAGGUUUCUAAGUACGAAAGCAAUUCUUAUCUCGGACAUUUGAAGGCCAACCAAUUGAAAUACUUCAGAGUUUUCAGUGUCACGAUUUUUCCUCCUUUUUCUCCAUUUAGGAUGCGCUGCAGGAUGGCCGAGGACAACCGUGUCAAAGGAACAUCAACUCCGGCAAGAUCUAUUUUCAAGUUCUGGAGGAAUUUCAUUUAAUCGUAUGAUUCGACCUGUGUUAAACACGGCGGAAAAAGUUAAAGUGAGAGUCCAGGUGGAGUUGAGAGCUGUCGUGGAUGUGGUAAGGUCCAUACAUCUCGAAGUAAUGAUAACGGUUAAAUAAAAUAGUUACGACUUCGAAGAGGGCUUCUAAGGAAAGUAAAGAAGAAUUGUGCAUUUUUUUCCUUUUUCCUGAAGUGAAAUGCGUAUCUUAAAAUCAAUUACACUCGUAAGUGCAUUUUAAGCCUUAUGCAUUAUGCAUAAGGGAAAUCUUAUAAGGAAUUUCACUCUGAAAACGCAACAAAUAUUUCUCGUGCACACAAGAAAACGGAUGAGGUGUUUCCAGUCAGACUACGCUAGAAAGAAAUUUCAUGUGGAUCUCUCCCAAACCUGUCACAAAAACAAAUGUUACUUGCACACAGACAUCUUCGCACCUUAUCCAUAAACUUCUCUUUAUUUCUGUGUAUAACGCGUACUGCGCGAAUUUUCGCACAAUUGUACUUUUUACUGAAGUACCUUUUUUCACAGGAUAAAAACGGGCAAUUCGUGUCUACAGACACAAUCAUCAAACAGGUAUAUAUUUCUGUCCAAUUAUUAAAGAUUUUGAUGUUUAUACCAAUGUUGUGGGAGUUUUUCUAGUUUUAGAAUGAUUGAAGUGGAUCCGAUCAAACUGAAUCAAUUUAUUUAGUGGCUGUUACCAUUCACGAGCGAUUUUUAAAUAGAAGAACAACUUGAUCAGCAUAAAAAUAACUCCAAAAAUUCAUUCCUUCUAUGGUAUUUUUUUCGCAAAUUUUCAGCAAUGGAAUAACACUUUCUUCAUGUGGACACCAAGUACUUAUGGAGGCGUGGAGAAACUUCUCGUCAGUCCCAACGAGAUGUGGGCACCUGACAUUGUAUUACACAACAAGUAGGUGAUUCCAUGUAGAGUUAAGGCUUUUACUUGCAUGCUGGGUGUGAGUACCUAUAAUUGGUCAAUAGAGCGAUUUGUGAUAGUGGGUCGUUAAGUAAACGCAAAGAAGCCACAAACACCAAUCAGCGUGAAGGGAAACUAUCUCAAGAGACUAAUUAGAAUUCAAAGCGAAAACAGGCAAACUGCUUAAUGUGCCACAAAACUCAAGGGAUUGAUUUUGUUAUUGCGUCUUUUUUAUUGAGAUGGUGCCGUAAGUUUUCUAGACCGAUCACAGAGCGUAGAAAACCAUGAAAAUUAAACGACAGAUUAGUUUCGACUCUAAAUAUAAAACCAACAUUCCAAAUUUCGAUUCGACCUGGUAAGAGUGGACAAGAAGAGCCAUGUAGUGGAAUUUCUAUUGCUAAACUCUAAUUCCCAUUUAUUUCACUGAUCUACUGACUUGAUUACAUCAUGAACAGUCUUAGCUGAUGUACGCUACCAGCUCGUGAGUACAGACCACAAUAUAGCUUCCUAAGCUUCGCAGUUACUAACCAUCACUCUCAAAAGCUACUUCUUUUUACUUGGUUUAUAAUACAACACACAACUGUAGUUCCCGUUCCGUCUUUUCUCUCUGUCGAUCUUUGAGUCAAUAGUGGUGUCAGUAUUAAAGUUCUUAUCUAUUACAUUACUGAAACUGUGAAUACAAACUAUUUCACUCAAAUCUCACAAUUUCUCUAUUCUAUUGUAAACACCCCAAUUUUCACCUCCCUUUCCAGUUAUUGACGGAUUCACUGUCUACCUAGCUGACUGACCGACCAACUGACCGGCGAACCAAACACUAACCAACCAACUAACUGACUGACUGAUGAUCGUUCGAUCGGGCGAUAGAUCGAUCUCUUGCUCAUGACCUGCUGACUGACUAACCGAUUGACUUAUUUACAGACCGGCACCGUAAUCGACUAACUGAUUGACUGACCAAAUGACUCGCUAACUUAUUGACUGACUGGCUGAAUGACUGACGAAAGGACGAAAAAAUUAACUGUUGGAUGGAUUUAUGGAUACGGGUCAUUCAUUGAUUUACAGUGCAGAUGAUAAUGUCGCUCAAGCGGGAUACACAGAGAAAUUCAAGACAUGGAUAGUUAUUUACCACAAUGGCAUUAGUGACUGGAUUUCCCCGGUGUCCUUCAAGAGCACUUGUAGCCUCGAUGUCACGUAUUUUCCGUACGACCAACAUCGCUGUGACAUGAUUUUUGGGUCGCUAACAUCAGACAAGACACUUCUGGAUAUAGAAACAGAUGAAGUCCAUUUAGAGACGAGGAAAGGCCGAGAGAGUGACGAGGACGGACAAUUUGGUAUGUCACCCAGAGAAUAAAAUUGAAUUUCAACUAGUUGGUGACUGUAUAGAGAGGCCUAAUAAAAUAUUUGGAAAGAGAAUGUGCAAUGAGAUAUUCACCAAGUCGUCAAUAAAAUGAACUUUAAUUGAAUCUAAGGAGUUUCCUAGCAAUUAACAAUAACAUCAUCGAUGAAAGUUUAAAACACUUCUUUAAAACAAAAACUUAAAAUUUUGUACGAAAAGGAUAAAUAAGCAAGUAAAGUAAGUAACCUAUAUUAUUGUGGUCAAAUACACCUACCUCAUUACGGUUUUGUGAGUAUCACUGUUUUCCAGGUAUUGCCACAAUCAUGAUGUCAUGCCAGUUUUUUUCAGGGGUCCUUUAAAGAUACUUAGUUUAGUCUCAAUUCUUCCAGAAAUGCGUUCCAUAUACAUAUUCGGGGCAAAGUACUCUCUUUCCACUUACAUAACAUUUGCUUUCGUUCCGACAGAAGAGAUUGAAAAGAGUGCCUCCUGGUCAAUUCAGAGGAUAGAAGUAAGAAGGAAAGAACAUUAUCGCAAAGGUUUUCCUCACCCCUUCACCGCCAUACACCUGAGCUUCAUUAUCCGCCGGAAACCACUGCACUUCGUUGUUUUUUCCAUGGUGCCUUGCAUGCUGAUCGGAGCACUGAUUUUUGUCAGCUUCUUUAUUCCUGUAGAGAGUGGGGAGCGAAUCGGUUUCAGUUGUACAAUCCUUCUCUCUGUGAGCGUCUACCUUCUGAUCGUGACAGAGGCCCUCCCCGAACAGUCCGACUCUCUGCCACUAAUUAGUGUAUACUACAUCAUAAUCAUGAUAGAAAUAGCGUUGGCGCUGACCGCCACCAUUGUGGUACUCAAGGCACAUCACGCUACUACCCAGCCACCUGGCUGUCUCAAGGGUAUGUUGUUUAUCAAUAAUAUCUACAGAUGUUGUCGGAAGCCCAAGAGAAGGAAGCGAACCUCAAAGGUUGAGCCCCCGGUGCAAGUGGUCGUGCUGGACUACAGCAGUGACCACAAGGAGAAACACGAAGACAGUGAGGAAAGAUACCGCAAGAAAAGCUCAAUAAGUCUGAGCCAGCUCUCAGUGGACAGCGGUUCUCAGUUGUUUACUCGCCCCAACACCACUGACGGUAAGGAGGAAGAAGAAGACUGGAGCGAGACCUGGCGUCAGAUUGGGAAGGCUCUAGACAGACUUUUUUUCUGGACUUUUACCAUAACGUUUUUAAUUUCGACAGUUGUAGUUUUUACAUACGGACCAUCAUUAGCCAAGCCAUUGAAUGAUGAAAUGGAUAAGUUGUACGGUCCUCAAAGAGGAGUUUAA
This is a messenger RNA of Pocillopora meandrina, 10360 nucleotides long. The record is from the annotation of a GenBank genome assembly. NCBI's taxonomy places the organism in Eukaryota, Metazoa, Cnidaria, Anthozoa, Scleractinia, Pocilloporidae.